AUGGGGAAGAACAAUGUGCGCCUUCAGAUGAAACUAGUUCAUAGUAACUUUGCUUCAUUUUUACUUAUCUUGCUUCGGUGGAUUGAUCUUUCUUGCUCAUGUUUCGUUCUUCGCUACUUAAACCUCUUCCAUGUUCUUGUCUACAAGGUUUAUUCUGAUGGACAACCUAAGCUUACCACACAGGGAAGGAAAGCAACCAUCAGUGAGUUCUAUGGUGUGAUAUUACCAUCACUUCAGCUAUUACACAGCAACUUAGACGAGUUGGAAACUGGAUACAUCGGGUUUGAUCUUAAAAGACUCAGCAAGAAGAUAACCAAAGAGGCUCGCAGUAGUAGUAGACAUAGUGUGGACAGUUUCAAUUUGGAUAGUUUGUUUACCUAG
Microthlaspi erraticum is the source of this 381-nucleotide messenger RNA. The record is from the annotation of a GenBank genome assembly. NCBI's taxonomy places the organism in Eukaryota, Viridiplantae, Streptophyta, Magnoliopsida, Brassicales, Brassicaceae.